Acanthosepion pharaonis is the source of this 3756-nucleotide messenger RNA. The record is from the annotation of a GenBank genome assembly. NCBI's taxonomy places the organism in Eukaryota, Metazoa, Mollusca, Cephalopoda, Sepiida, Sepiidae.
AUGCACAAAAUCUGGUCUUCAUGGAGAGAGUCCUUGGAGGCGCUAAACGAGGUCCGAAUCCCUAGGGCCUUCACAAACAUACCAUUCUCAAAAGCAGUACGUAAAGAGCUGCACAUCUUUUCCGAUGCAUCGGCCAAAGCCAUCGCUGCAGUGGCCUAUCUCAAGGUCACCGACAAUAAAGGAAACGACCAAAUUGGCUUCGUCAUGGGGAAAGCGAAACUUGCCCCACGACCCGAACAUUCAGUUCCCAGACUGGAGCUCUGUGCCCCCCUCCCGGCAACCGAACUGAGCGAACUGAUCUACUCCGAGAUAGACCUGCAGCUUCAAUCCACUACCUUCUACACGGACAGUAAGGCAGUUCUAGGCUACAUCCACACCGAAACCAGACGCUUUUACGUGUAUACCCGUUACCGAGAUUGUCCUUCUCUGCGCCGAGAACUAGCACAUUUCUUGACGUGCAAGACGUCAGGCGGGGAGUGUUCUGUUCUGUGUACAACAGACCUACUAGCACUCAUCUCCCUUUACCGACCCUUUUUGCUUGGGGGCUUCUUUCUGACCCUACACCGGUUGAAGGUUCCUGGUGCUCAGCCUCUAUCCAGUUUAGCUGCCCCCAGCUUGGCCGCAUGGCAUGCCCCCAGCUUGGCCGCAUGGCAUGCCCCCAGCUUGGCCGCAUGGCUUAGUUUUCAUCCUUUAAAUAUCUCGUCAUUCUUGGACAUCUCCGCUAGGGCCGAAGCAGCCAAAACACGUUUAGCCUUCAUCGACAAGGAGCUAAAAAUAAGGAUGGAGUUGGAGAAACUACAGCUUGAAAAGGAGACGGCUGCUGCCGUAGCUGAAGCAGAAGUUCUGAGGGAAGCUGCCGACGAGCUAAAAGAACGGUCCAGCUGCAACCACUCAAAACUCGACUGCACUCCCACUGACCCUAACACACGGGUCAGAGAAUACUUAGCCGACCAAGCAAGUCAAGCGAAACAAGAGAUGACUGGACCCCAACCACCUGUUAACGAAGAAAUCGUUCAGGGAUACCAGUAUGGUCGGUUCGAACGCGGAGACCGACUUCUCCCUCAUAGGCCAGGGAGCCCAGACAGACCUACCCAAAAAAAACCACCUAUUAUCAGCUAUCACUCCCCUAACUCACGUGUCGAAGACACCGAACCUCCUAACGACCGGUACCCCACCAACACCAGGGACGCCUCCCAGUCUCAAUAUACCUCAGACCUUGUGAGGUACUUCACCCGGCGGGAACUCAUCACCACUGGACUGCCACCUUUUAACGAUAGACCUGAGGACUACAGAGCAUGGAAGCGGUCUUUCCAGAGUGCCACCAGACACCUCGGUCUCACAUACAGCGAGGAAAUGGACCUCCUCGUAAAAUGGCUUGGUAAAGAGUCAGGGGAACAUGCAAGGAGGCUAAGGUCAGCCCACCUGAACCACCCAGAAAGAGGGCUCAUGAGAAUAUGGGCCCGACUCGAGGAGUGUUACGGGGCUCCCGAAAUGAUAGAGGAUGCUCUCUUCAAACGAGUAGAUGACUUCUCCAGACUGUCAAACAACGAUCUUCCUAGACUUAGGGAACUCAGCGAUUUAGCUACCGAACUCUUGUCAGCUAGGGAAGAUGGAAACCUUCCUGGCCUCGCCUACCUGGACACUGCUCGAGGGCUCCGCCCCUUUAUAACCAAACUACCAUCCUCACUUCAGGACAGAUGGCUGUCUGUUGGUUCCGAAUAUAAGGAGCGGCACCAAGUUACGUUCCCUCCUUUUAAGACCGAAGUGUCCCCCACAGUUUUCAACACCACGCGUCGGCAAAACAAAGAUGACAACGACCCCACCCAAUAUUGCCCAUUACACAAAAAAUUCCACUCACUGUUGAAAUGCCGCGCCUUUCGAGAGAAACCCUUGAAAGAGCGUGAGACUUUUAUAAGAAACAAUGGCAUCUGUUUCAAAUGUUGCUCCUCCACAGCACACAUAGCGAAAUUCUGCAGAAUGAAUAUUACAUGCAAUGAGUGUAACAGUGAAGAACACAACACUGCUCUCCAUCCAGGACCACCACCUUGGCCCAUCAGCAUAAGAUCCGCUGCAGAAAACGGCGUGGAGGAUAACCCCCCUAUAGCUACUGGAGUUGUUUCGCAGUGCACACAAGUUUGCGGUGGUGACCUCUCAGAAAAGUCGUGCUCCAAGAUAUGUCUCGUCAAUGUUUACCCUGCAGACCAACCAGACAAAACAGUUAGGAUGUACGCCAUCAUCGAUGAACAAAGCAACCGGUCUUUGGUACGCUCAGACUUUUUUGAUACCUUUAAAAAUGAUGGGCCCAGUUUCCCUUAUUCCCUUAAAACUUGUGCCGGAGUUAUACAAACCAUGGGAAGAAGAGCGUCAGGCUUCCAGGUGGAACUUAGACGGAAAAACAGCCUUCCACUUCCAAGUCCCGUCGAAUGCGACAAAAUACCCAACGACAGAUCUCCCCUGACGUCGUCUCCUUAUAACAGGAAACUGGCAGAGAGACGACCUUCUUCACUGAGACGUAGCCUCGAUAAGAAACCAGAGAUGCAGAGACACUUCCUUUCAUUCAUGGAAGGGCUAUUUGAGAAUGGUCAUGCUGAAGCGGCCCCUCCCCUCAGAAAGGAAGAAGAAUGCUGGUAUUUGCCCAUCUUUGGUGUGUACCAUCCUAAAAAACCCGGAAAAAUUCGAGUAGUCUUUGACUCCAGCGCCAAACACGAUGGAGUGUCCUUGAACGACGUCUUGAUAAGCGAACCUGACCUUAACAACACCCGGGUCGGGGUCCUCACCCGUUUUCGUAAAGAAAUCGUCGCCGUCACCGCAGACAUCGAACAGAUGUUCCACUGUUUCUUAGUGAAAGAACACAGAAACUUCCUGAGAAUACUCUGGUAUCGCGACAACGACCCAACCAAAGGAAUUGCUGAAUACCGGAUGAAAGUUCACGUUUUCGGCAAUAGUCCAUCCCCAGCCGUGGCUAUCUAUUGCCCCAGACAAGCAGUCAGAAAGGGCCAGCCUAACUAUGAUCCGGCAGUCGAGGAGUUAGUCAACCGGAAUUUCUAUAUCCUUGACUGUCUAAAAUCGCUCCCUACUGUCGAAGCUACAGUCUCCUUGCUCCAAAGAACACGAGACAUCCUUGCCGGAUCCAACUUAAGGCUACACAAAAUAGCCUCCAACAAAGAAGGAGUUAUGACUGCAAUCCCACCCCAGGACCAUGCGAACAACCUAAUGGAUCUGGAUUUGAGCAAGGAUGACCUACCCAUACAGCGCAGUCUUGGCCUGGAGUGGCACCUUAAGACCGACACCUUUACGUUCAAGGUACCUGUGAUACAAAGACCCUUUACACGUAGGGGCGUUUUAUCGACCCUCAACAGUCUGUAUGACCUCUUGGGAUUUGCUGCCCCCGUCACCAUUCAAGGAAAGUUAAUCUUGAGAGAGCUAACCCAUGAAAACAGCGAAUGGGACUCACCUCUUCGUCAAGAAAUGCACAAAAUCUGGUCUUCAUGGAGAGAGUCCUUGGAGGCGCUAAACGAGGUCCGAAUCCCUAGGGCCUUCACAAACAUACCAUUCUCAAAAGCAGUACGUAAAGAGCUGCACAUCUUUUCCGAUGCAUCGGCCAAAGCCAUCGCUGCAGUGGCCUAUCUCAAGGUCACCGACAAUAAAGGAAACGACCAAAUUGGCUUCGUCAUGGGGAAAGCGAAACUUGCCCCACGACCCGAACAUUCAGUUCCCAGACUGGAGCUCUGUGCCCCCUCCCGGCAACCGAACUGA